Messenger RNA from Arabidopsis arenosa, 1729 nucleotides. The record is from the annotation of a GenBank genome assembly. NCBI's taxonomy places the organism in Eukaryota, Viridiplantae, Streptophyta, Magnoliopsida, Brassicales, Brassicaceae.
AAAUUGUACUUUGGAAGCUACUACAGAUAAAGAGAUGGGCAAAUCUCAGAUUCUUCUAGUCGCUGAGAGCUUUACUUGUUCUCUAAAGACUUUGUUCACUUUAUGGAUCGUCUUCACCUUUCCAUUUCAAGCUCAAGCUGCUCCUUCUGGUUCUUUGAUUAAACACAUGUCCUGGGUUCUCAAGUGGACUACUGGAUCAUCCUCUAAAAUAUCCCAAUCAGACACUAAUGUUCUUCAGUUUGAGAAUGGUUACUUGGUCGAAACUGUUGUCGAAGGAAACGAAAUCGGUGUUGUUCCUUACAAGAUUCGAGUUUCUGAUGAUGGAGAACUUUAUGCUGUUGAUGAACUUAAUAGCAACAUCAUGAAAAUCACUCCUCCCUUGUCCCAGUACAGCAGGGGAAGAUUGGUGGCUGGAUCUUUUCAAGGAAAGACGGGUCAUGCAGAUGGAAAACCGAGUGAGGCUCGUUUUAAUCAUCCGAGAGGUGUAACAAUGGAUGACAAAGGGAACGUUUAUGUCGCUGAUACGUUGAAUCUCGCCAUCCGAAAGAUUGGGGAUUCAGGUGUUACUACGAUAGCUGGAGGGAAAUCUAAUAUAGCUGGGUAUAGAGAUGGACCGAGUGAGGAUGCAAAGUUCUCAAAUGAUUUUGAUGUCAUAUAUGUUCGGUCUACCUGCUCGCUGCUGGUCAUUGACAGAGGAAAUGCGGCUCUGCGCCAAAUCUCUCUCAGCGAAGAGGACUGUGACUAUCAAGAUGAUAGCUCAAUCUCUCUAACUGAUAUACUCUUGGUUAUUGGUGCUGUUCUCAUUGGUUAUGCUACUUGUUUGCUCCAGCAGGGUUUUGGAAAUUCUUUCUUCUCAAAGACGCAGCUAGAAUCAGAAACCAGCUUUGAAGAGGAGCAUCCAGGCAAAGAGAAACUCUCCCGGCCUGUCCAUGAGACAAAAGUAACCAAGGAAGAACCUGGUUGGCCAUCAUUUGGGCAACUCAUUAUUGAUCUCUGCAAACUGGCUCUCGAUUUUAUAACCAGCCACCUAGUUCCAACCCGAUUCACAACGAGCGAUAGUCUAAGGCCAUUAAAAGAUAGACUCAAAAUGCCUGAAGACGAACAAGAACCACCUCGAGUCCAAAGGCAUACUGCCCCAGCACCAAUCUCUGAAUCGCGACAUGCCCACUUGCCUAAAGCUGAUGAUAGUUACCCGGAACAUAAGACCCCAAAGCUAAGAUCAAGUAGUGUAAUGAAGGACCCUACUUUGUCAUCAUCCAAGCACCACAGGUCAUCAUCAAAACGGCAGGACUAUGCUCAGUUCUAUGCCUCGGGAGAGGUUGCCCAACCGAAGAUCCAUAAAGAGCGAUCAAGGCGUCGCCAUAGAGAUAAAACAACCGAGACAGAAGCAAAGCAAACACCAUCAGAUACGGUGAAGCCUGUAGAGUACAGUAAUAGUUCAAAGUUUGAUCAUUACAACAUGAGGAGCAGCAAGUAUGGACCUGAAACUCCAUUUCGAUUCUAGAAAGUAAAAUCACAUACUCAUCAGAACCCUUUUCUGAGUAUGUUGCGCCCUUCCUUUGGUCCUUACUUUGGGGAGAUUCAUUAUGUUUUCUUUUUGUUAGUUACUAAGAAAAUCUUAUUACACAGAUGAAGAAAAAGAAGUUAAAGGCUUUUCUUGUAACGAAGGAUUGAUGAAUCAUUACUGAAACUCUGAUUUGUUAUGAACUUAUAAAGAUUUACCCGAUCA